Cavenderia fasciculata is the source of this 2343-nucleotide messenger RNA. RefSeq names its product TBC1 domain family member 5 like protein. The transcript has 6 exons. Gene Ontology annotation, biological process: activation of GTPase activity. The record is from RefSeq and is a predicted model, not a curated record. Gene Ontology annotation, molecular function: GTPase activator activity. NCBI's taxonomy places the organism in Eukaryota, Evosea, Eumycetozoa, Acytosteliales, Cavenderiaceae. The coding region runs from base 1 to 2343 and encodes 780 amino acids.
AUGGAUGUAACAGGAGGAGAUAACUUCUCAAUGUCUAUUGGAAAGGAGAGAGCUAGUGAAGAGAGUAGUGUAAUUUCAACGAUAAAUGUUGGUGUCAUUGGCGAGGAAGGACUACACCACGACGAAGAGUCUACCUCUUCUUCUUCUGUAUCAAAGCUUCCAGACUUUACAAAGGCAUUCAAUGAUAUGUUCUUUAGCACUGUACCAAAAGAUAAAUCACCUUUGGAUAUUCUUAAAAAUGAUGCAUUCAAUGGUUUACUUGCUGCUUCUCCUCUUAGAGGUUUAGCUUGGAGGAUAUUCCUUGGAUGUCUUGAAACUGAUAAGAUGAAUACAUGGGAGACCACAAUAUCAGAACAAAGACAACUUUACCAACACUUGGUAACUACUCAUUAUGUCAAUCCAAGAGAUCAACAACAACAACAAGUUGUUUUCGAUCCAUUAUCAAACGAUGAGAAUUCACCAUGGAACAAGUUUUUUAGAAAUCAAGAAAGACAAAAGACAAUUACAUUGGAUAUUGAAAGAACCUAUCAAGAUUUUGAAUUCUUUCAAGAUCAACAAACUAAAGAUAUUAUGUUGAGAAUACUUUUUAUCUAUUCAACUUCAACACCAGAUAUUUCAUAUAGGCAAGGAAUGCAUGAGCUACUUGCACCCAUGCUUUAUUUAAUUACACACGAGGUUGAAAAGUACAAAAAAUCAGAAUUGGAAAAGAUAGAGGUCGAUCCUCAAGUUUUACAUGCAUCAUGGGUCAAUAUCAUCUAUGAUCCAAAUUAUAUCGAACACGACGUCUAUAUUUUGUUUAGUAAACUCAUGAAAACUAGUGUCCAUUGGUUUGGUGCUACUGGAGGCGCAGGCAAUACAAGUCCAACAAAUACACCUGUAAUGAAACAUCAUUCAUUAAGUGAUGAUCCAAACAAAGAACCACAACAACACAAUGAAACAAUAGUUGUAAAUCAAGCAGUUAUUAAAUGUAAAACGAUUAAUAAUUUACUUAGAGCAAAGGAUGUAGAAUUAUACAAUCAUUUAGAGUCACUUGAUAUCGAACCUCAACUCUACCUAUUAAGAUGGAUUCGUUUAUUAUUUGGUAGAGAAUUCCAUCUCGAAGAUGUAUUAUCAAUGUGGGAUGCUAUAUUUGCAUAUGGAGACAAUUUACAUUUAAUUGAUUUUAUUUCAAUUUCAAUGUUAUCUUUUAUUAGAGAUCAAUUAAUUGGUAAAGAUAAUAGUUCAGUAUUAAAAAGAUUAUUUAAAUAUCCACCAGUUGAAGACAUUCAAUAUUUGAUAAGAAAGGCAUUCUCGAUCAAAGAUACACCGGGACCUAUUAAUAAUAGUAUAACAACUUUUGGUCAGAUAACUUCGCUUCCAACCACACCUUCAUAUAUAUCUUCGACGACAUUUACACCAAUUACAUCUGUACUUAAUAAUAAUCCUACCUUUAAUCCAACCAAUCCCAACAAAUCAAAUUAUCGAAAGACAAUGAGUCAUCUUUCCGCUCCAUCAAGAGAUGAUAUUUCCUCUUCCACCACUUCCUCGUCCUCAUCUGCAUUUUCUGGGUCAUCGAAUAAUCCAUUAUCAAAUUCAGCAACAUUUACACCACCACCACCCGCUCAACCUCGUAAACCAGCUUCAAUAUUUUCUUUAACUCCAACUGAUGAUAUACUUGGACUUGGUGGUCUUAGUAUUGGUAUUAGUAAAACAUCAACAAAAUCCUCUUCUUCUUCUUCAUUUGUUUCUUCUUCAUCUUCUUCAUCAACCAAUGCGACAUCUACAUUCACCUCUUCUUCAAACACAUCUACUUCAACAUCAACUACUACUAAUACAUUUACCAAUACAUCACCACUUAUACUUGGUACACCACCAAAUCAAUCUUCAGCCAUUUCAACACCAUCAUUUACAUCAUCUACACCAUCAUCGCUUGUUUCGUCGGAUGGCAAUAUGACAGUUGUUGCAACGUCGGCAGCACCUCUUACAACUACAUCUGUUAACCUUAAUACUGCAAGAAGUAAUUAUUUUAACCCUGUAGCCUCACCAAAGGAUCUCUUGCCCAAACAAUCAUACGUUUCGAAAAAGGCCAAUCCAAAGACGAAUCCGGCCAAGAGACUUCGAAAUGCUCAACGUUAUUUGGGCAACCAGUUGGGCAACGUCAUUCCCAUACUCCAAACCAAUAUUGUAGAGAAUACUUCAUUGGCAAAUCACGAUGAAUUGGUAUUGGCCGUUGCAAACAUUAAACAAAUCAAAGAUAUGUUGUUGGGUGACCUUCCCAUCGUAUGGGAUGACAUUCCGGACAAUGAAUUUGAUGAUGAAGACGAUACCACCAAUAUUGGUAUCGAAGAUCCAUUAUCAAAAUAA